Messenger RNA from [Torrubiella] hemipterigena, 2773 nucleotides. The record is from the annotation of a GenBank genome assembly. Lineage: Eukaryota; Fungi; Ascomycota; Sordariomycetes; Hypocreales; Clavicipitaceae.
UGUAUCUUUAAAGUUACUCUUUAAUUAAAGCUUUCCACCAAUCGUCCAAGCCUGUUGCAUAUAUCUAUCGCGAGUUUAGAGAGUUGGCUAUUCUUUCACUUCAUCCUUCUCAAAAUGUCGCCUCCACGACGACGCUCAGCGCGUCUGGCUUCAUCCGUCAAGGCUCCCAAGACCACUAUCAACCUGGCCGCGGUCGAAGAACAGAAUGAACUACCAGAACAGAGUACGCCAAGCGCGCGCCGUAGUCGCACAAUCGCUGUCGCCAGCACUCCCAAAACUCCCCCCUCUUCCGCGAUGAAGCCGGCUCACAGCGAGAUGCACCCCAGCAAAGCUCAUCAGAGCACGGCUGAGCCGUCAUCAGCCGCAAGACUUGGAUUCACAGACAUCCGCUCAGCAAGCAAACGAGGAAGCCUAGGCCCUGUUGGCCAGGACACGCCAACCAAGAUCAACAUUGUGCCUAGCUCAGACUUUUCAUUCAGUGUGACUAAGCCGGUGGCCAGUAUACAGUUCACAAGUGAGGCGCAGAGAAUCAUGGACGAGCUUCAGGAAAAGGCUGCCAUGUUCAAGGCGGAUCUGCAAGCUAAGCGCGAUGCGGAAAUCGCUGCCGGUGAAGCACCAGCUGGUCGUCGCUUUGCCAGGCCAUCGGGACGCUUUAGUGCUGCUCACAAUGCCGAAUUCGACAAGAUGGAAUCCAUUGCCGGUCAUGCGUCUGCAUGGAGAGCUAGCCGUUUCACUCCCGUGGUGGCUGUGGCUGGUGUGAAGAGAUCGCCCUCCAAGGCUAGCCUUAUUGACGCAACUCCUACCAAAAGCCCUCUCACACGAUCGCCACCCAAGACCAAGCUCAAUGAAUCUGCUGAGCAGCCUCGACGCAAUCUCAAACGCAAGUCCUCAGCAGCGAACCUGGAUCGUGCUCCAUCGGUAUCUCCUCGAAAGGCUGAGCCGCCAACAUCGCCAACCAAGGCCCACCCCCUGCCCACUCCUGUGGCAGCAUCGGCAAAACGUGUCAAGAAGCAAAAGGAGGACGACGCCUCUACUAGCCGUCCAGGCCGUCCUACUACCUCGGUAGCCCGAUCUGCUCAGAAGCCGCUACCAAAGGCACCAUCUGUGAUUUCCCGCCUGUUGAGCCCUACCAAAUCUUCAAGAGCCCACACAUCAGCUGUGCGCAAGCCUGUGACUUCUACGGUAACGACACCCUCCAAAUCCACUUACGGAUCUCUCUCCAAGCCCGUGGCCGCUCUCGCGUCUCCUUCCAAGACUCUGGAAGCACAGAGACGAAUCCUUACACCAAACAGAUUCCAGAAGGUGAAAUCAAUCUUGAGAGCCCAGGCACCUACUGAUGGUGAGGGACGAAGUGCAAUCCCUCAGCCUAGAGCUCACAUCUCGAUGACACCAGCCCCGCCUCGCACCAUGAAAGAGUUGCCGCCAGUUCCUCUGACCACUCCUCGUCGCAAGUUGGCAAAGAAAGUCACGUUUACCCCCGACACCAAGCGCGCUGCUCUGCCUCAGCACUCCCCGUCUCCUUUCAAGGCUGGUAUUCUCAAAUUUGGCUCGUCAUUCGGCUCUGCCAGCAAGCAACAACAGGACGAGACUUCUGGCAAAGUAGACUACCCAGAUCUGUCAUCAUUCAGCGGUAUCCUUGAUGACGCUAAGGAAAAGUCAAUUGCUGGAGCUGGAACAUUUACAUUUAGAAGUGACCACACGAUUGAGUUUAAGGACAUCUCCCAGUCCGGAUUCGGUGCUUCUCCCGGCCAGAGCAGCGUUCGCCAAGUGCGCAAAUCCAUGCCUGACAUGCCUGGAAGCUUCCCUGCUCCCCCAGCACCAAGCACGCAUGAGGAUAAGGAAAAUAGAGCUCCUGCACAGUCGCCCAACAAGCUACUCUCUGGAGUCCCUCAUGGGUUAUCUACGAAGAAGCGUCACAGACCUAGUACCGAUGAAGAGGAUGCUGAGCGAGAGGCCGUCGAGCGCGCGUCGAAGAAGCAAAAGAGCAGUCACACACCACUCUUUGCUUCGCGUUCUGUGAGCAGUACGCCGACGAGCAACAAGCGUGUCCGAACGACGGCUACCCCGACUCCCAGCAAGAGCUUCAACAUUGGAACUCCCGGAUCGGCAGCUGCCCGAACACCGAUGUCAGCAAGCUCUGCCACCAGACGUGUUGGUAUGAGCUUGAGCCGCUUGAACAUGCUGGCACGACCAAAGAACCGGGUUUAGGUUAACUGAGGUCUGUCCUUUUGUCUGUUAGACGGAGAACAAGUGAAGAUAUUGUACAUGCGGCAUUGCGGCCGAUGCAAAAAAAGACAUGAUCCAAGAUUCGAGCAAGUUGCCGAAUUGUAUAAUACUUUUGUUUAUAUUUUAGUUUUGAUGGUUUUGGGUUACAAGGUAUUUGUUGGCGUUAAGCGUUUCAAGGUUUCGGGAGGGUGGCACUGUUUGCUACAAUCAUGGAUGAAAAUUGAUGAGAAACCUGUUGCAUUUUAAAUUGACUUGAAUUUUGAUUUCUAUCGCAAGGCAUCCUUGGUUGACCGUGUUUCAAAUGUGAUGAAAGAGAGCGUCGGUUCUGGCUGACAGCAGCGUAUACGGAUUCAGCAUCCUAUUUUGGGUCGUUAAGAUGCGAACAACCUAGUAAAGGGGUACUGCAACGGAGUCUAGAACACCGUGGUAACGGCCUCCUUUAUUUUGUCUGGACUGGGGGCCAGAGCUGCCAAAUUAUAUUUGCAGGGUAGGAUACAGGGAUAUACGAGGCCGUUGGUUUUUGGAGAAGAUGUUGUUAGAAUUUACG